AUGGACAACUUUAGCUACGCUGGUGGGGAGUUUGAUCACUUUAGCCAAGAAUUUGCACCACCUGAAGAUAUAUUAGGCGGUGGGUCUGCGGGCCCGCGGUCUGAGCAUGGGGAUCAUGCAGAAUCGAUGGAGUCGGGCGACCAUUCGCCAGGUCACGUGAACGAGGUUUUGUCGGAGGCCCACGGUGUUGAUUGCGAGAAACCAAAGUCGAAGCGCACUAGGGCAACUGGAGAGGCGUUAGAGCUGCUCAAGAAAGAGUUUGAUGUGAAUCCUAACCCUAACGCACAAAAUAGAAAGCGGAUCUCUGAGCAAACAGGCCUGCCUGAAAAAAACGUGCGCAUCUGGUUUCAGAACAGAAGAGCGAAGUAUCGGAAGAGUGACAGGACAUUUAAUCAACGCACAGCAGCGACAGACAUGAACCGAUUUGGAUCUAUCUCAGUGACUGUGGAGUACGACAAAGUCCCUUUGAACAUUAAUGAAAACUACUAUUUCUUGGAUGUAAAUUCCCUAACUGUGGGCAGUUGGAAGCGAUUGAAGAGUGGUAAUUUGCAUAGUGAAAGUUUCCCCAGCAUCAAGAGUAUGUCGAAUCUCUCGCCUACCUCUAUUAACACAAUAAUGUCCAAUGCUACCGAUCUUAUAGUGCUCAUUUCGAAGAAGAAUUUUGAGAUUAACUACUUCUUUUCUGCAAUUGCAAACAACACCAAAAUCCUUUUUAGAAUCUUCUUCCCAAUAAACAGUAUCGUGAACUGCUCCUUGAUUAAGCACUCGGAUAGCAUGAAGAAGGACCAGGAUGAUUCUAGCAGUGUAGUGCCGGAAACUACGUCUGAUACGGACCAUGUUUGCGAGUUGAAACUAAAUGUUUCAAAGCCACCAAAGUUUGCCGUGUAUUUUUCUGAUAUGAACGACGAACUAACUACUAACCAGUGGUCUAUUUGUGAGGAUUUCUCCGAGGGAAGGCAGGUUAGCGAUGCAUACGUAGGAGGUUCCAACUUUCCACAUAUACUCACCGGACUGGACAGAUCCAUUGAAUUUAUGAAUUCAUGGAUUUUGGAAUUUAAUAAUGCAUUUACAGUGAUGCAGCCGUCACAGCCCCAACCGCAACAUCUUAAUCAUCACCAACCUCAUCACCUGCUUCACCAUCAAAGUCAGCAGCCCUCAUCCCAUCCUGAGGACCCUGCACAGACAAUGGUCUUGCAACCUGAAUCUAACUCGUUAGCGCAGUCUUCCUUCUUUAGGAAUUAUGGGUCGCAUUCUACUGAUGACAUCCUCGAUAUACAAGGCACUGAUCAAUAUGAAUCCACUCAUACAACUAACACAGAGUUUACAAGCUCGGUUGCGGCAACGGUAGGAGCUAAUUUCCUAGCUGGACACUUGGCUGAGACACAAAUACCAAAGACUCCUGACUUUUUGAAUCAACACCCUGAGCUGCACAAUGAUGAUCAACACGGCUUAAAUAGUUUGUUGCAUUUCAAUGAUCAGCCUCAUACCAGUAAUCCGGAGCAGUAUUACUGA
Eremothecium sinecaudum is the source of this 1512-nucleotide messenger RNA. RefSeq names its product Pho2p (gene PHO2). Bases 1 to 1512 code for a protein of 503 amino acids. The record is from RefSeq and is a predicted model, not a curated record. Gene Ontology annotation, molecular function: DNA-binding transcription factor activity, RNA polymerase II-specific; RNA polymerase II cis-regulatory region sequence-specific DNA binding. NCBI's taxonomy places the organism in Eukaryota, Fungi, Ascomycota, Saccharomycetes, Saccharomycetales, Saccharomycetaceae. Gene Ontology annotation, biological process: regulation of transcription by RNA polymerase II; cell differentiation. The transcript has a single exon.